AUGCCAUGGACGAAGUACAAUUUGUUUGGAUGGCGCGUAGAAACCCACAAGGUUGACCAUAUCGAAGUCUCUAAUAUAAGUCUCACCCGCACCCGCAUCAUCUUCAACCUUCCGGGUGGUUCGUUACGCACCCAUCUCUCACGGCAUCGUCGCCAUACGGGAGUUUAUCUUCAACACAGGCUGUGCCACCAUUCGUUUACCACUUCAAGUGCCUUUACGUUCAUUCACCUCACGUCCAGCACCUCAACUACAAUGAGACAAACCUUCGCCUCCGCUCUCGCGCUGCUGAGCGUCCCCCUGGCUUCGGCCCACUACACCUUCGAUCAGCUGGUCCACAACGAUGUGCUCGUCGGCAGGCCCUGGGAGUACAUCCGCCAGCACGACCGCGGCUACAUGCCCACCUUCCAAGCCGAGGCCGCCACGAGCAACGACUUCCGCUGCAACCUGAACGCCCUCAGCGGCGAGAACACCGACGUCUUCACCGUCAGGGUCGGUGACAAGCUCGGCAUCAAGAAGGCGUUCGGCGAGGGCGGCAUGGAGCAUCCCGGCCCCGUGCAGGUCUAUAUGUCCCAGGCUCCCGAUUCGGUACGGUCCUACGACGGCUCCGGCGACUGGUUCAAGGUCUUCCAGGGCCUGGUGUGCCGGAACCGCGGCGCCGAGGGCUUCCUCAACGACAACUGGUGCAUGUGGUCCGAGAACACCAUCAGCUUCGAGAUCCCCGACGUCCCUGAGGGCGAGUACCUCGUCCGUGCCGAGCACAUUGCCCUCCAUGGCGCCCAUGACAACAAUGCCGAGUUCUACUACGCCUGCGCUCAGGUCAAGGUUGAGGGCAGCACCGCCGCGUCCGUCGAGGGCCCUACCGUCAAGAUCCCCGGCGUGUACAGCGUCGGCGACGCUCCUCACAACUUUAAUAUCUGGAACGGUCGGCUUACCAGCUACCCCCUUAUCCCUGGCCCGGAUGUCAUCGCUGGCGGCCAGAUUCGCGGCAACGCUAAUGGUUCUUCGGACGGGAUUGUUGUUGUUGAGGGUGUCCUGUCACCUCAACCCGAGCCCCAGCCUGAACCCUCGCCCGAACCUUCUCCUGAGCCCGAACCGGUGCCGACCGAAUCCGUUGAGCUUCCUCCCACCCCCACUCCCUCGGCUGAGCCUUCCGAUGUCCCCGUUUCGCCCCCGGAUGCGACCUCGGACUCCCCGAGCGAGCCCACCCCGACCCAAUGCCCUUCUCGCCGCCGUCGCCGCCGCCGCUCUGGUCGCAAGUCCGUCAAGCGAUCCAGCCGCAAGGUUCGUUCCCUACUUGCGCCUGUUGUACCAAUAUGUCUCCACUUCCGUGUCCAUGGGAAGACGGAUGUUGGAAGUCAAGUAUUCCAGUGCUCAUGUUACGAGGAUUCUAAGUGGACGGCUUCUCACGAGACGAUCCCCUCAUAUCUCGGUCAGUUUCCCAUCCUGGUAGGGAGACUGCUUAUCAGGGUCAAUUCGGUGCUUCCCGCGCCUCAAACUGCCCAACUCCCCGCAUGGAUCAAGUUAAAAUGGGCCGGGCCAUCCGUCAAGCACAGUCACCCAAUGAAUGAAAUGCGGCUUCUUAUUGAAAACCGGUUGAGGUAA
Molecule: messenger RNA, 1602 nt
Organism: Sodiomyces alkalinus F11
Lineage: Eukaryota; Fungi; Ascomycota; Sordariomycetes; Glomerellales; Plectosphaerellaceae
Exons: 6
Coding region: 1-1602 (533 amino acids)
Source: RefSeq, a predicted model, not a curated record